GCACAUACGCCACGCUGCACCUGUAGUUUAAUAUCUGGAUUGCGAGGAAAGCCCUUGUCACUGCGUUGAGCUCCCCUACUUACGAUCUUUGCGGUUUGCUUCUAUUUUAGAAGCAUCGCGCUAGCGGUCCAGCCACCAUGAACGAGGAGUAUGACGUGAUCGUGCUGGGCACGGGUCUGAAGGAGUGCAUCAUCAGUGGCCUGCUGUCGGUGGACAAGAAGAAGGUCCUGCAUGUGGACCGCAACAACUACUACGGUGGCGAGUCCGCGUCGCUCAACCUCAUCCAGCUGUUUGAGCGCUUCCGCGCGGGCGCUGCGCCGCCGCCCAGCCUGGGCCCCUCGCGCGACUACAACGUGGACAUGGUGCCCAAGUUCAUGUUGGCCAACGGCAAGCUGGUGCGGGUGCUGCUGCACACCGACGUCGUCAAGUACCUGGAGUUCAAGGCCGUGGACGGCAGCUAUGUGCUUCAGAAGGGCAAGAUCCACAAGGUGCCGGCCAACGACUCGGAGGCUCUGCGCUCGCCGCUGAUGGGCCUGUUCGAGAAGCGCCGCGCGCGCAACUUCUUCCUCUACGUGCAGGACUACGACGAGUCUGACCCCAAGACGCACAAGGGCCUGGACCUGAACCGCAUGACCAUGGCGGAGCUGUACAAGCACUACGACCUGACGGAGGACACGCAGGACUUCAUCGGCCACGCCCUGGCGCUGCACCGCGAUGACGCCUACCUGACCCAGUCCGCCAUGCCCACCGUGCUGCGGAUCAAGCUCUACCACGAGUCGCUGUUCAGGUACGAGGGCCUCAACUCGCCCUACCUGUACCCGCGCUACGGGCUGGGCGAGCUGCCGCAGGCCUUUGCCCGCCUGAGUGCCGUGUACGGCGGCACCUACAUGCUCAACCAGCCGGCGGUGGAGGUGCUGUACGAGAACGGCGUGGCGGUGGGCAUCAAGAACGGAGCCGACGUGGCCCGCGCCAAGCUGGUGGUGGGCGACCCCAGCUACUUCCCCGACAAGGUCCGGGUGGUGGGCAAGGUGGUGCGCGCCAUCGCCAUCAUGAACCACCCCAUUCCCAACACCGACAACGCGCACAGCGUGCAGAUCAUCCUGCCCCAGAAGCAGACCGGCCGCAAGUCCGACAUGUACGUGUUCUGCUGCUCCUACGCGCACAACGUGGCUGCCAAGGACAAGUGGCUGGCGUUCGUGAGCACCACCAUGGAGACCGCCAACCCUGAGGCGGAGCUGUCUGCGGGCAUGGCGCUGCUGGGCCCCGUGGAGGAGAAGUACAUCGAGGUGCGCGACAUCUGCGAGCCGCUGGACGACGGCACCAAGGACCAGGCGUUCAUCAGCAAGGGCUACGACGCCACCACGCACUUCGAGACCACGGUGGACGACGUGCUGGACAUGUACCGCCGCAUCACCGGCCGCGACCUGGACCUCACCGCCAAGGAGCCCGUCACGGUCGAGGCGUAAGCGCGGCGUGUGCCGCAGUCGCUGUGUGUGGCACGUGUUUGGACCUUGCGCCAGGAAUUGGGCCGCGUGCAGCGCUUUCGUGCGGAACUUGCUGGGAGGGGGGCCAGUGCUGACCUGGCUUAGGUGAAUUUUGCCUGGGUGUUUGCCAGGCCGGGUGAUGUGCGUUGGCUUGAUAGGGCUAGUGGGAAGUGUUGGGGAUGUGGCGCGUCUGGCAGGGCUCGCAGUACUUGGGUCAUAGGCGGGGCUGCAAUGGCGCGCGGGUUGUUAGAUUGGCCUGGGCGGCCUGGGCACGGCUAACAGGAGGUUGACUCGCGCUGUUGUUUUGUGUGUAACCACAACUUCGU
This is a messenger RNA of Chlamydomonas reinhardtii, 1810 nucleotides long. RefSeq lists its product as uncharacterized. The transcript is spliced from 16 exons. NCBI's taxonomy places the organism in Eukaryota, Viridiplantae, Chlorophyta, Chlorophyceae, Chlamydomonadales, Chlamydomonadaceae. The record is from RefSeq and is a predicted model, not a curated record. Gene Ontology annotation, biological process: protein transport; vesicle-mediated transport; small GTPase-mediated signal transduction. Gene Ontology annotation, molecular function: Rab GDP-dissociation inhibitor activity. Gene Ontology annotation, cellular component: cytoplasm. The coding region runs from base 138 to 1466 and encodes 442 amino acids.